Molecule: messenger RNA, 1754 nt
Organism: Archocentrus centrarchus (flier cichlid)
Lineage: Eukaryota; Metazoa; Chordata; Actinopteri; Cichliformes; Cichlidae
Gene: drc4
Product: dynein regulatory complex subunit 4
Exons: 11
Coding region: 154-1467 (437 amino acids)
Biological process (GO): flagellated sperm motility
Cellular component (GO): microtubule; Golgi apparatus; motile cilium
Molecular function (GO): small GTPase binding; microtubule binding
Source: RefSeq, a predicted model, not a curated record
CCUCUUCCUCUUCCGCCUCUUCCUCUUCCUCCUCCUCCUCCUCCAGUGAGCCGUCUGUGUUUAUGUUGCUAUAGCAACAGCGGUAUUUUAUGAGUUUGCCGUUGUCCUCUCCCAAUGAUCUGAGCGCUUCGCGUAACUCGCGCAGCGUACACCAUGCCACCCAAAAAGAAGGUAGAAGCAGGUAAAAAACCCGCAAAGCCCCGAACGCCUACGCUGAUAAAUGGCCUGACCAAGGAUGAGAUGUCCAAGGAGCAGCUGGAAGAGCACAUUGUGCGCCUCCGAGAGGAGCUGAACAGAGAGAGGGAAGAGAGAAACUACUUUCAGUUGGAGAGGGACAAGAUCAACAGCUUCUGGGAAGUCACAGUUAGAAAACAAGAGGAGGUCGAGGCUGAGCUGAAAAAGGUAGAUAAGGACAUGGAAGAAGCUGAGGCCCGUCACCAGUUAGACGUGAAGGUGUAUAAACAGAAGAUCAAGCACCUCCAGCAUGAGCAUCUGAAUGUCAUCACUGAACUGAAAUCAGAUUCUUUAGCAGCCAGUGAGGUGCUGGAGAAAGAGCAAGAGCAGCUUGAGGCAGAGCUUCGUAAGACAAUUAGGGUUGACAUCCAGGAGCUCAACAUCGAACAGUUUGACAAGGAACUUGAACUGAAACACAAUGAAGAAAUGACUGCAAGACGGAACCACUUGGAGAAGCUGCUCACAGAAACUACAGCCUUGUGUGAGAAGAGGAUGCACGUGCUGCAACAAGAUCUGGACAAGGUGACGAAAAGUCAGAUCAGCGACAGAGAGAGCAACUGGGACAGCCACAUCGCAGCUCUUACAAAAGACCACAGUAAAAUCUACAGCAACACUGAGGAAUUUGUUGCUGCUAUGAACACUGAUGCGGACGAACUCACUCGGUUCAAGGACAGAGUUCAUGAAGCAAAGAAGGAACGAAAGAGCAAGCAACUGGAGCUGGUCAAUUUUUUGUGGGAUAACAAACAUCUUGCUGAGCAUAUCUCAAAGAUCAAGGAAGAAAGUGAUAAAAUUGCCAUGAAACUGAAACACUGCUUAGAAAACAAGGAUGUAGUGGAAAAGCUCAAAAGAAAGUCGCUGAAAGAUCUGAAAUCAGAACAUGAGAUAUUGGAACAGAAAUUCAGCAAGCUCCAGCUGGAAAGGGACGAACUUUGCAAGGCUUUCACUGAGAGUGCUGAGGAGGAGCAACAUAAAGACAUGGAGGUGGAAAAGAAGCUUCAGGCACUGACAGAGAGCCUGGAGAAGACAGAGGCUCAGCUCAGUGUGGUACUUUCAGCCUCCAACACAGACCGAACAGCCCUCAGUUUGAUCACAAAGAAAAUUGAGGCAAAUAUUGACUCCAGAAAUACAGCCAUCAAAAUCUUGCAGCACAAAAUAAAUCUAAUUUCCACGGCCAUCAGGUGUUUGCUGCUGAACAUCGAGGCAAAGGAAAUGCCUCUCUGUAAUUCCCCAUGAGAGCGGUCCUUAUGGUAAAAAGUCUGGAGCAGAACUUGGAUUAAAGUGAGAAACAAUGAAUACAAAGACUGAAUGAAUCUUGUAUAUUCUUUGCAUUUGAUAUCAUCAGAAUCUGACAUUUUUUUCUUUUAAUCUUCCUUUGAUGUCAAUGAUGAUUGUCAGUAAUAAAGUAUCAACAUCAAGUUUUGAGCUGGCAUCUCGUAAUUAUGAGAAAACAGGAGUUUUAGACUAUAGGGUACAUCAUUCUUCUGAUUCAUGCUCCCCUCCAAAAGGCAGCGCACAGUAAC